AGUGACGCCCCCGAACCCGGCUGCAGAAGCGGCCGCCACCUCCAAUGUACAAGGUGUCUCUUCGGAAAAAAACCUGAGCCCCAGGGAGGCGGCGAGGAGCGACCGGGUUAGGGCUGGCGGGAACCGCGAGAGAGUGCGCUGGGCAGCGCUCGAGUACCAGCGGGAGCUUGGCCGCAGAGGACCCUCGAGACCUGCUUCUGAGAUCCCAGCUCCACGCUCUCCUCCCAUUUUACAGAUCCUCCCCCCCUCCCCGCGACUACAUCUCCCCAAAACGGAGCCUUUAUAUGAAAAGAAGGUGAGGGAGCUGGGGCAACCAGGACUUUCCCGGGCACCCAAGAUGCGCUCCAUUAGGAAGAGGUGGACGAUCUGCACGAUAAGUCUGCUCCUGAUCUUUUAUAAAACAAAAGAAAUAGCAAGAACUGAGGAGCACCAGGAGACGCAACUCAUCGGAGAUGGUGAGCUGUGUUUGAGUCGAUCACUUGUCAAUAGUUCGGAUAAAAUCAUUCGAAAGUCUGGCUCUUCAGUCUUCCAGCAUUCUGUAGAAGGUUGGAAAAUCAAUUCCUCUUUGGUCCUAGAGAUAAGGAAGAACAUUCUUCGUUUCCUAGAUGCAGAACGAGAUGUCUCAGUGGUCAAGAGCAGUUUUAAGCCUGGUGAUGUCAUACACUAUGUGCUGGACAGACGCCGGACACUAAAUAUUUCUCAGGAUCUGCAUAGCCUCCUACCUGAAGUUUCACCAAUGAAAAAUCGAAGAUUUAAGACCUGUGCAGUUGUUGGAAAUUCUGGCAUUCUACUAGAUAGUGAAUGUGGAAAAGAGAUUGACAGUCACAAUUUUGUAAUAAGGUGUAAUCUAGCCCCUGUGGUGGAGUUUGCUGCAGAUGUGGGAACUAAAUCAGAUUUUAUCACCAUGAAUCCAUCAGUUGUACAAAGAGCAUUUGGAGGCUUUCGGAAUGAGAGUGACAGAGAAAAAUUUGUGCAUAGACUUUCCAUGCUGAAUGACAGUGUCCUUUGGAUCCCUGCUUUCAUGGUCAAAGGAGGAGAGAAGCACGUGGAGUGGGUUAAUGCGUUAAUCCUUAAGAAUAAACUGAAAGUGCGAACUGCCUAUCCAUCACUGAGACUUAUUCAUGCUGUCAGAGGUUACUGGCUGACAAACAAAGUUCCCAUCAAAAGACCCAGCACAGGUCUGCUCAUGUAUACCCUAGCCACAAGAUUCUGUGAUGAAAUUCACCUGUAUGGAUUCUGGCCAUUCCCUAAGGAUCUGAAUGGAAAAGCUGUCAAAUAUCAUUACUAUGAUGACUUAAAAUACAGGUACUUUUCCAAUGCAAGCCCUCAUAGAAUGCCAUUAGAAUUCAAAACAUUAAAUGUGCUACAUAAUAGAGGAGCUCUGAAACUGACAACAGGAAAGUGCAUAAAGCAAUAAAGCACAUCUGAAACAUACAGACAGACUGAAUAUGCACUUCUUUUCUUGAAGAUGCUUCCUAAGAUUUGAAAACAGGAUCCAAAACGAGACUGGGUUUCAGCAUCCACCACUUAUCUGAAAGGUGAUAAAGGACGUUCAUGAGAAAUGCACUACCAACUGAUGAAAUACCUGCAAAGUGCUCUGAAAAUUAAGUAUUUUGACUUCAAGGGUCCUAGUAAGUGCCACUUCCACUAAGAACACAGUUUGAAUGUAUAAUCAGUAGUGUUUACAAGAUCCAACAAUGCACUCGUCAUUAGUUAAUGAAGCAAAAAUGUUCAUCACUGUUGGGCUGCCACUGCAACGCCAAGCACAUGAGAAGAGGAACCCAGGAACACAACUCAGCCCUUGGGGAAACUGAACCGUCCUGUCAGCAGAAAUCAAGAUGGAAACAGUUUGAGCAGUGAAAUCCAUAAGAUUAAAUAACUCAAAUAAAUGCCUUCAGUCAGGAUUCUGAGUCUGAUCAUGAACUUUAUGUUUUUGUUUCUGUUCUGUUUGCCUUCUGGAAUCUCUUUUGGUUUGGGUAUUGGGGUGCUUCGAAAAUCCUUCUGAGAUAAAAAUGAAUGAGAUAAAUAACCUUCAAGUGAUCAUUUUUAAAGUUCUUGUAUUUUUAAAGGGUUAUCACACAAUGACUUUGUAAAAAGAGUUUUAUUUUGCACAACUCUAAACCUCCAGAUUUUUUCCCAACAGUGUAGAAGGUACCAGAUAAACUGUAUCACUCAGUAAUUUUGAGCCAUUCUAAAGGAAAGAUAAACUCUGUCAUUUGAGAUGGUAAAAUUAGCAGGAAAAAAAUGUUCUUUUGGUACCAAAGAUUAUACUGAUGUGUCUACACAACAAACCAUUUUCCUUUCAUGAAAAUAACAUAUUAAUAUAUUAUUUAUGCUACUAAAGCGAAAGUUGUCUCUAGGCAUUUUAAAUUUUCCAAAUUCAAACUUUAUUUUUAUUUGAAGGAAGGUUCCACAGCUUUUACAUUUCAUAAUGAUUUUGUGGAAGCAUUUUGCCCAUUAGAAUAAAUGUUUGAUAGGGCUGAAAUGUGACUUUUCUUUGAUAUCCCCCUUGUUAUUCAGAUGGAAAGAUUGGCAUGCUCUCUAGAUUAUUGUUAAAUUUUCUUAGAGCAGAAAUAAUAUGAUUAAUAGAGUAUUGUUUUCAUCACGGAGAUGAUUAAUUUUAAGAGGUUUAACAAUGAAACUGUACAUCAGUAUUUUGCACUUCAGAUUAAUUAAAUUGACCAAUAUUUUUUCUAUAGUUAAAUUUAUUCACGUUAUCACAUUAAUGUGUUUUCAGAGAAACACAUGAAAUUCUUUAUAAAGUGAUUUUUAAACAUUUUAACACAUAAUAGAAUUGACCAAUAGGCCAAUUUCUGGUAAUUACUAUGCUGGUAGGUAAUUCUGAUGGUAAAUUGUUUCUUUAGAAAGCAGAAAUACUGCGUUCCCAUUUCUACUUUUGACCUGAAACAACAUAGAUUACUUCUUGUUUCUUAGGGAAGGCAGUCUGAGAAAAGAAGAAAUAGCAUGAGGAGUAUGUAUGUUUUGUUUCUUAGGGAAGACUGUCUGAAAAAGAAUGAAUAGCAUAAAGAAUAUAUAUAUAUAUUUGUUAUCAAGAAAAAGGAUAUUCACAGUAACUACAGUUCUCAAUAUAUUAAUAAUAUGUGGUAUUCUUUUUAAAAAUAUGAUAGAACCUUGAGAUACAGAAGAUUAUAUUUCCUGAGAAUUUAUGUGUCUCUAAGAAAACAGAAUAGAACCCAUAAAAUAGAAUCCAUAAAGACACAUAGCUAAAAAUGGAUAGAAUAUGAUGUACUUUUAUCAUUGAACCUUUUACCUCUUGGAAGUUUUUAAAGUACUAGAUAAAUAUUUUGAAUGUAAGGUUGAAAAGUCUGAUUUACCCAAUGAAUCAAAAGUAGGUAAUUACUUAAUUUGGACUAUUUGCAGACAAGUUGUUUGAGUAGCCUUUAAUUUGAAUUCAAUAAAAAUUUUGAAGUCAUGAGUAAAUUCUUGUAGAUAAAAUACAUGUCAGAACUCAUUAAAAGUAUGUCUUAAAAAGCAGCAGCAAGGUACCUUGCCAUUUUUACUGCAUUUUCAACAAAUGUGUUUAAACAAUUUUAAGGCCACAGCAAAAGCAUCCCAGACAUUCACUGUUCUGUGCAUUGUUUAUCUCAUAGAUGUACAUAGAGUAGUGCCUUUUUAGCUUCACAUUGCUUUGUUACCCUAUGCUUUGUGUUCUCUAAAUACAGUGCCCAGUUCUGAAAAUGCUCAGCAUAUAAAAAGGGCUUCAGUAUCGACUGAGACUAUUUUUGUUCAUCUCAGGGAACUUUCAAUACUCAAGAAUGAAUUCAAUUACAGGCAUUUAGUGUUCAAAGAAGACAAACUGUACAAGACCAAUUCAUUCCCUGUUGUAUACCUUUCCAUCUCCCCUUCCCCUUCGCGAUCCACUGUGGCCUUCUUACGGGGAUAGGGCAAGGAAAUCACUGAAGGCUAACAGCAAGAAUAAGAAAAAGAAUUGAGAUUUAACCGAUCAGGGGGCAAAAGGGAUAAUGAUGAAAUCAAAUUAUAAAUACAUACUUGAAAUAUCUGGGGUUUUUUUCUUUUGAGACUAUCAUACGUUCACUUCUUUAAUAUUUUAUUUCCUUUUCACGAUUUAAACCUGUACCUGGCAAUGCUCAGGCAGCUGAUUGUGAAAUAUUCCUGUCCUUUAGAGAACAUGGUUGUUACUGUGCUGUUGACAUGAAGAGGCCAUGGAAACAUUUUCAUCAUUAUUACCCAGCCUGUUCUAUACUUAAAAUUAAGUUGCUGGAAUAAAAAUAAUAAAUCAGUAACAGACUUUUCUGGGCAAAUCUAAUGAUUCAGCCCACAGGACUGAUGAAAUGACUGUGGAAGUUUUUCUGUCUGAAAGAAGGUGCUGAGCAUUCAAAUGUCUUUAUGUAUUGUAUAUCAUACGAAAUAUAUAUCAGUUGCUAAUGGGAAUUUCUACAUAUAUGCUUACAAAAACAAUUUAUUUAAAUAAUGCUAUAGGUAGUGUACAUACCAACUAGUUAUUAAGCUAGUACACAGGAAAAGGGUGAACAAAGUAAUUUAUUUCUAAUUGAGCCAGUUAGUCAUAAUGCACACAGUGUGGUAUUUGGUUCAUAAAAGAAUUGUUUUCAUGUGGUUAUUGUUGGAGUAUCUAUAAUUGUGGAAGGGGUGUAGGAAGAGUUAUGUAUAGUUAGUUGUUACCUCUACAAGUUUGAGAGUUUCCCCAUCAGACAUCAAUAUACCAACGUUUGACAGAUUGAGCUAGAGAGGGUUAUUGUUCCUAUUUGAUGGAAGAAAAUCCAAAUAAAGCCCACCUAGAAAUAGAUAUUUUAUUAUAUAUGUGUUAUAGAUAUAUCUACAUAGUACAAAUAGACAUGUGUGAUGCAUAUAUACAAUGUUAUAUAUGUGUGUCUGUGUGUAUACACACUUAGUCUGUAACAUACACACACUAGAUUUGUGUUAUGCUAAUGUCUUCGGGGCCUGCACUGUGAAGCACUCUGGAGAUAAGACCACUUUAGAAUAAAGAAGUUCUUUUGAAACUUCAGUUGCUAACCUGCUUUAAAGGGAUCUAUUUAUAACUGAAUUCUACAUUGUUCAUACCUAGAGUUACAAUAAGGGUCUAGUGUAUCCAAAUCUUUAAAAAAAAAAAAAAUUAAAAAAAUGUCUUCAAGCUGGCAAUGUAUUUGAAUUGCAGUUUUCAGAUUGUGGCUCCAGACUCUGUGUCUCCCCAUUUAAGUAGCACUUUUUAAUAAAUACUGUUUCUUUGUGUAGGCAAAAGCACAAGUGUUUCAAAUGUAUAUAGCAGGGGGAAAAAAAAGAGUUUACAGAGAUAGUAUUGCUGCACAGGAUAAUUGCUACUGAGUAUUUCUUACAUCAUUUGUGGAAUUGAAAGAUGAGGUUUAUUCUGUCAAGUUCAUUCUGUUCAACACUGUUUUUCCUUUUGUUUAUGUAUAGCAAUUGGAUGUUACUGUUUUAUCAUUUGUAAAACUGUAAAAUAAAUUAAACCCCCAUUUUUUUU
Messenger RNA from Orcinus orca (killer whale), 5479 nucleotides. It is a transcript of the gene ST8SIA4, whose product is annotated as ST8 alpha-N-acetyl-neuraminide alpha-2,8-sialyltransferase 4. Bases 338 to 1417 code for a protein of 359 amino acids. Gene Ontology annotation, biological process: N-glycan processing; oligosaccharide metabolic process. The transcript is spliced from 5 exons. Gene Ontology annotation, molecular function: alpha-N-acetylneuraminate alpha-2,8-sialyltransferase activity. NCBI's taxonomy places the organism in Eukaryota, Metazoa, Chordata, Mammalia, Artiodactyla, Delphinidae. The record is from RefSeq and is a predicted model, not a curated record.